AAGCAUUUAAACGUUGCAAACUGUUCAUUAUAUUUUAUAGUUUAUAUAAACUAAUUGUUAUUAUUGAAUAUACAAUUGGUAUGAUUUAUCUAACAUUAAUAAACGUUAUUUUUUACUUCUACAAAAGUGCAUCCACACAUGAGUAACAGAGAAGGCGUGUCUCGUUCGUUCUCUAUCGUGAACUAUUGCUGCCUUCAUGUGCUCUUGGAAUUAUGGUAAAUACGAGUUUCCUAGGUAAAAAUUGAACGUGAACAACCUCACAUUUACGAUAGCACGUGAAGGCAGCAUAUAUCAGUUUUUCAUAGGUCAGUGGCAAGAUCUUUUGAAAUCCUGUGUCAAUUAAACCCAUUAUGAUCAAAACCGUCUAAAAAUACAAUAAGUCGCCAAUGUUUUCAUGUUUAAUUGAUCAAACGUGAUCUACAAAUCAUUAAAUAUUAAAAAUAAAUUAUAAAUACCUAAACAUUGUAUUCUUUUAAUAAUUUGUAGUACCAGUUUUGGUUUGUUUUGUCCAAACACAUGGAACAACUCCUGGUGAAGCAACUGAGAUCCAUGUGACACACUAUUAUAAAGAUGGCGUUUAUAAAAGAAGAGAGUGAAGACUUGAGAAUUGAAGAAGUAUUCAGUCUGAAACAAGAAGAUACUGAGGAUCAAAAAGAACUGAUGGCGCUGAAAGAAGAGAGUCAAGACCAAAAUGAAACAGAAGAGGAGAAUCAGGAUUUCACAAAUGGAGUAGCAUCUUUUAAUUCCUCACAGACUGAGAAGACAACAACUAGAAGCCAUUUCACCUGCUUUCAGUGUGGAAAGAGUUUUGAUCGACAAGGAGAUCUUGCAGUCCACAUGAGAACUCACACUGGAGAGAAGCCUUACACCUGCAAACAAUGUGGAAUAAGUUUCACUAAAAAAGGAAGCCUUAAAAUCCACAUGCGAAUUCACACUGGAGAAAAGCUUUACACCUGCCAACUGUGUGGAAGCGGUUUCAUUCAAAAAGGAAGCCUUAAAAGCCACAUGAGAAUUCACACUGGAGAGAAGCCUUACACGUGCCAACAGUGUGGACAGAGUUUUACACACAAGCCAACUCUUAAUGCCCACAUGAGAAUUCACACUGGAGAGAAGCCCUACACCUGCAAACAAUGUGGAAUAAGUUUCAACCGAAAAGGAAACCUUACCGUUCACAUGAGAAUUCACACUGGAGAGAGCCUAUACACCUGUCAAGAGUGUGGAAAAAGUUUCAUUCAAAAAGGAAGCCUUAAAAGCCACAUGAGAAUUCACACUGGAGAGAAGCCUUACACCUGCCAUCAAUGUGGAAAGAGUUUUGCACAUAAGCCAACCCUUAAUGCCCACAUGAGAAUUCACACCGGAGAGAAGCUGUUCAAAUGUGAUCAAUGUGAAAAUAGUUUCAGAUGUAAAAUAUCCCUUAACAACCACAUGAGGAGUCACACAAGAGGGAACUGUUUUGUAUGUCAUCAGUGUGGAAGGAGUUUCAGAGACACAAAACGCCUUAAGAAUCAUGUAAAAAUUCACAUCAUUGAGAAGCAUUUCAUGUGCCAUCACUGUGGAAGGACUUGCAGAAACAAAGCAAACCUUGAGGUUCACAUGAGAGUUCACACUGGAGAGAUGCCUUUCACUUGCCCUCAGUGUGAGAAGAGUUACACACACAAAGCAAACCUUGAGGCUCACAUGAGAGUUCACACUGGAGAGAAGCCUUUCACCUGCCCUCAGUGUGGAAAGAGUUUCACACUUAAAGGAAACCUUGAGGUUCAUAAGAGGCUUCACACUGGAGAGAAGUCUUUCCCAUGUCUUCAUUGUAAGAAGACUUUCACAAAACAAAGAGACCUAAAAUGUCAUUUGAGAACUCAUUCCGUUCAGCGUGGCAAGAGGUUUACAAAAUAGAGCAGUUUCAAUUCGCACACUCAUUCUGGAGGAAGACCAUUUAAUUUGAUCAGUGUAAAACAAAACAAAAACUAUUUUGACAUCACACUUAUAGCAAGUCAUGCAGAUGUGAGACCCCAUGUGUGUUCUAUGUAAAACACAUUUCAUUUUAAAUGGCUUGACAAUUUAAAAUUGCACCAGAAAAUAUGCAUCUUUGAUUUUGUAGAGUUGUAACUCUUCCAUCUUGCUAUCAAAUUAAGAUAAUGGAUAUAAAUAAUGGAUUUUAUGUUACAGUCUGAAGCUAAAUGCUAUAACUGUGGAGCUAUAUUAGUUUCAGAAUUAAUGUAUUAAUAUAAUAUGAUUAACAAAUGCAUAAGCUAAUUCACAUUCACCAAAAAGCUCAUGUACAGAGCAAAAUCCUCAGAGUUACAGUCUACAUAAUGUUCCACUUUAGAGUGUUAAAAUAACACUGAAGUAGUGUUUAAGGUAAUGAGAUCAUUGAUUAAUCGAGUCAUGUUUGAGCAUUAGUGAUGAAUGCCUGCUGUUAACAAGUAAAAUCACUGAAGGAAAGAUGAAGAACAAAAAGAGAAGAGAUAAUCAGAAGCUACAACUGAUUUACAGCUACACAGCCUUAGAUGAAAAAUAAAAUAACACAAAGAUCUCAGUAGAAUUUAGAUGAAUUUAAGUUAUUUGUAAAUGAAAGCAAUUUCUGUACAUUGUUUAUUUUUCUUAUGUAUCCUGAAAUGUUUCUUAUGUAUAUUGAAAUGUGAAAUAUGUGUAAAAUAAAAGGAAUUGAUUAUUUUUUAAUGACAGUUAUAAUUUGGAUAUAAAAACAAUGCAAAUUUGUAAAUGAAAAUAAAUUAUUUUCACGAUAAAAAACAAACAAAAUUGUGAAAAAAAUGAGUUUAUUAUUUUUCAGUAUUUUUGAAAUGUCUUUGGAAUUCACUUGCGUGUGGUACACUUGCAGGAAGAUGGCCCUGAACCUGGUCUUCAUCAUCCCAACAGCACGCUCGAUAAUGGAGCCUGCCCUGGAAUGAUGGACGUUAAAGCACUGGGCUCCCACACCUUGUACUGGCCUCUUGUAGGGAGUGAGAGGGGAAGUGGGUGUCGGAGGCACGGGUACCCUCUGUCUGCUAGGAUAAAGUGCCCUGGGGUAGGGUACACUGACCUCAUGUACAGUGGUCUGUGGCAGAGCACUUGUGCAUCAUGCACUGACCCGGGCCAGCACAUGUAGGCGUCAAUGAAGCGGCCCUGAUAGUCACAAACUGCCUGCAGGAUUAUGGAUGGGAACAGUUUCUUGUUCCUGUAGCACUGACCAUCAGGGCCGCUUGGUGGCUUGAUAAGGACAUGGCAGCCAUCGAUUGCUCUUGCCAGCCCUGCAAACCCACAGCAAACUGCCUCCAGCUCCUGUGGGGUAUUGGGGAGGUGAAUUACUUGGUGGUGAAUAACCACCACCAUAUCAGACAUUCUCAGACUCAGUGGACGUGGCAUGUCAAACACACUGGAGACCACUCUGUAUGAUGUACCACACACCAGGCAGAAAAGAAAUGCCAGGUUCUCGAUUUGUGGCACCCCAUCUGUGUCACCGUUCAUUUUCCAACAGAUCCAGCAGCACUGCCAGGGCCUUCCUGGAAAUUAUUUUCAGCUGAAAAUAAGGCUGUGUGUCACUGUCAUUAAAAAACCUGUCCAGCACUGGGACGUUCAGGUUUAUCCUGCAGUACAGGGGUCUGGACUGAUUUAGAGAAAGAAGAAACAAUGCAUCAUAUUAUAAAAGACCAUAAUUAUUUAGUGAUGCUGUCCUGUGUGAAACAAAAACCCCUCAGUACUUCACAUUUGUACAUAAAUACUUAACCAACGGUGGACUUUACAGAAGUACAUUCGUUAUUUUGAAAAUAAAACUA
This is a messenger RNA of Megalobrama amblycephala (Wuchang bream), 3770 nucleotides long. RefSeq names its product gastrula zinc finger protein XlCGF57.1-like. The record is from RefSeq and is a predicted model, not a curated record. The transcript is spliced from 2 exons. Bases 571 to 1890 code for a protein of 439 amino acids. NCBI's taxonomy places the organism in Eukaryota, Metazoa, Chordata, Actinopteri, Cypriniformes, Xenocyprididae.